GUCCUUCCUCCUUCCUUUCCUCCGUAAUCAGCGAGAAUGAAGACCAUUCUCAGCAACCAGACUGUCGACAUCCCCGACAACGUCGAAGUGUCGUUGAAGGGGCGCACGGUUAUCGUGAAGGGGCCCCGUGGCACUCUGAGACGGGAGUUCAACCACAUUAACCUGGAGCUCAGUCUGCUUGGCAAAAAACAGAAGAAGCUCCGUGUGGAAAAAUGGUGGGGUAACAGGAAGGAGCUUGCCACCGUUCGUACCAUCUGCAGCCACGUCCAGAACAUGAUCAAGGGCGUCACCUUGGGUUUCCGGUACAAGAUGCGUUCCGUCUAUGCCCAUUUCCCCAUCAACGUGGUCAUGCAGGAGAAUGGAAGUCUGGUGGAGAUCAGGAACUUCCUGGGAGAGAAGUACAUCCGUCGAGUGCGCAUGAGGCCAGGCGUGUCCUGCACAGUGUCAGCAGCCCAGAAAGACGAGUUGGUUCUGGAGGGUAAUGACAUUGAGCUGGUGUCAAAUUCCGCUGCCCUGAUCCAGCAGGCAACCACAGUCAAAAAUAAGGAUAUCAGAAAAUUCUUGGACGGUAUUUACGUGUCUGAGAAAGGAACGGUAGUGGAACCCGAGGCCUAAACAGUAGAGCUGCACUAAUCCAGCAAGCCACCACAGUGAGGAAGAAGGAUAUCCGGAAGUUUCUGGAUGGGAUAUAUGUCAGCGA
Chanos chanos (milkfish) is the source of this 700-nucleotide messenger RNA. It is a transcript of the gene rpl9, whose product is annotated as ribosomal protein L9. Gene Ontology annotation, biological process: cytoplasmic translation. The record is from RefSeq and is a predicted model, not a curated record. The coding region runs from base 37 to 615 and encodes 192 amino acids. Gene Ontology annotation, cellular component: cytosolic large ribosomal subunit; ribosome. Lineage: Eukaryota; Metazoa; Chordata; Actinopteri; Gonorynchiformes; Chanidae. The transcript is spliced from 8 exons. Gene Ontology annotation, molecular function: rRNA binding; structural constituent of ribosome.